AUGAGAACAGAAUCCAAUAUCCUUCUCCUCCUCCUCCUCCUCCUCAGAGCUCGCUUUACGUUCUUAUUCCAUCUCAACACCUGGGGUCAGCAUUUUUGCCUAUAUAUACUGAAGGUGCUCUGGUCCACAACCUCUCAUCUCGGCCUCUCAAGCAACAACAGCCGGGCCGUUUUGUUCUACGAUACUAAGUUCAACACGAGAGAUGCUCGCCCAGUAGACUUUAUCGUAUCCUUCGAAUCGACCCUUCAGAAGUGUGAAGCAAACGAAGAGAGUAAGAACGUCAUGCGGCAAAAGUGUCAACUCUUCGCCUUCCCCACAAACCUCUGA
This is a messenger RNA of Dibothriocephalus latus, 327 nucleotides long. The record is from the annotation of a GenBank genome assembly. NCBI's taxonomy places the organism in Eukaryota, Metazoa, Platyhelminthes, Cestoda, Diphyllobothriidea, Diphyllobothriidae.